UGAUCUUGCUGCCCAUGUGGCCUGGGUUGGUCAGAACUUCUCUGGUUAACUCUGGAAAACAACGUUUUUCUCCUCUUCGCCCCACAAGCAGCUGCUGGAUAGGAAACAUCAAAUCGGAUGACUAAACUUUACUCCAGCAACGACUGAUUUUACCAUGUCAUUACCACUGCAAAUGGAUGAUACAAAAGUGAAAAGAGGAAUUGUGAUUAAAGAUGACUGGCCUGGGUACAACCUGGAUCUGUUCACCUAUCCUGAACACUACCACGAAGACAUCGAGAACAUUUACAUCCCUCACGGAGUGAUCAUGAACAGGAUUGAGCGCCUGGCCCGUUACAUCAUGGAGGACUUUGAGGACAGUAAGAUCAUGGUGCUGUGCGUCCUGAAGGGAGGCUACAAGUUCUGUGCAGAUCUGGUAGAGUUCAUCGAGGUUCUGGGACGCAACUCCAACCGGUACUUGGAGACGCGGGUGGAGUUUAUCCGCCUGAAGAGCUACCUGAACGACCAGUCAACGGAGGAUCUGCACAUCAUUGGAAGCAGUGAUCUGUCUUUUCUACGUGGAAAGAGUGUGCUUAUUGUUGAGGCCAUAGUCGACACAGGAAAGACCAUGAAGGCUCUUCUGAAGCAUGUUGAAACCUUUGAGCCCAAGAUGGUCAAGGUCGCGGGUCUGCUGGUGAAGAGGGUGUCCAACAUGACGGAAAGUCUGACAAAUUAUGUUGGAUUUGAAAUUCCCAAUCGAUUUGUGGUCGGCUACGCCUUGGACUACAAUGAGUACUUCCGUGACCUGAAUGUGAGUCCUGAGUUUGCCACUGCUGCUGCUAACUUCAUGAACGUUUGAGGAGCUUUGGAGAAGAAGAGAUGAAAGAGCACAUCUGUGUCAUCAGCAAAAAAGGAAAGAUAAAGUACAAGAUUUAGAGAAUUAAAACCAUUAAUUAUGUGCUGUUUUAGCAGAGCUUCAUAAAUAUGUUAGCCUUUUUCACCAGUGUUUAAAUGUGUGGUUGUGCUUUUACUUUCUGUUGAUUAAAUCAUUUCUUCACAACUGUG
Molecule: messenger RNA, 1041 nt
Organism: Girardinichthys multiradiatus
Lineage: Eukaryota; Metazoa; Chordata; Actinopteri; Cyprinodontiformes; Goodeidae
Gene: prtfdc1a
Product: phosphoribosyl transferase domain containing 1a
Exons: 10
Coding region: 155-835 (226 amino acids)
Biological process (GO): guanine salvage; GMP salvage; hypoxanthine metabolic process
Molecular function (GO): magnesium ion binding; hypoxanthine phosphoribosyltransferase activity
Source: RefSeq, a predicted model, not a curated record